AUGGACUCCUCUGCUUCAAACAGCGGAAACCGUAAGCAGAGCAUCAUUAACAUUCCUGACAGGAUGGAGUCCUGCUACGAGCGCAAAGCGGACAAAGGCGGAUACGGAGGCUCGCAGGGCGGCGUGACGGUGACGUCGCUCAAGUCUCGCCUGGCGCCGACCAUCCAGACCGCCAUGUCCGCCGCCGUGGACACCCUGCUGGGCGAAGUGGUGCUGGUGCUCAACGAGACCCAGCAGGAGCUGCUGAAUAAGGAGCAGGAGAACGAGAGGCUCAAGGUGCGGCUGGAGGUGUCCGAGAGGGAGCUGAAGACUCUGCAGGAGUGUCUGUGCAGCGCCCAAAAGCUCAUAGACCAGCUCCAGGUGUCCUACACCGGCCCCCAGGCCGUCAGCCAGUCCGUGUUCGCCCCAUCGCUGACCUCCAUGGCCUCCAUGACUCCGGGCUUGGACCGGGAUCACCAGAACGGCAGGAAUGUGAAUGGCUCGGGGGUGGACUUGGGGCUGGGGGGCUCUGUGGAGGAAUCGCUUCACGGAUUUGAGCCAAGAGAUGACUAUAAAAUGUGCCAGCUUUCAAUCCAGCCCGAUGGCUCUGUGACCAACCACGCGCUGGACUCCUUUGCGUCCAGUACACCUCAUAUGUGCCCCGAUUCCAGCAGACCAGAUGACCGGCAACCCCCAGGACCAGGUGGAGCUCCCAGAUUUGAAAUUAAAGAGGAGCAGGGACAGGGUAUAGGCGCUGGUCCGGCCAGCCGGAAGGAACCGAGGAUACGGAACGACGGUCAAGUCGGGGAUGGUGACGGGUCAUCCCAUAAUGUAGCGGACAUUGGUUUUGGACAGUGUGGAGGGGAAGGAGGCUCCCAGCGUUCCUUCUCUCAGCCGCUGCGUCACCAGAGAGCUGUGCGGGACUGCGCUGGAGGCCUGCAGCAGGGUGCACUAGAGGCCCAGAAAGCUUUGGCCAGGACUCCGGGAGCAGGCCGAGGGGGCACGGUCUCGCCAGGCAGAGCGGACGACUCUGCGGGGCCCUCCGUCCCCGACACGGCGGCCGAGCCCUCCGCCGACCGCCCGCACCACUGCCUGGAGUGCGGAAAGACCUUCCGGCUGAUCUCCAGCCUGAAGAAGCACAUCCGCAUCCACACGGGGGAGAAGCCCUACCCGUGCGGGGUGUGUGGCCGGCGCUUCCGGGAGUCCGGGGCGCUCAAAACGCACCUGCGCAUCCACACCGGCGAGAAGCCCUACUCCUGCUCCGAGUGCGGGAACUGCUUCCGCCACCUGGACGGCCUGCGCAAGCACCGGCGCACGCACACGGGCGAGAAGCCCUACGUGUGCGCCAUCUGCGGCAAGCGGCUGAGCCGCCUGCAGCACCUCAAGCACCACCAGCUCAUCCACACCGGGGAGAGGCCCUGCUGCUGCCCCUUCUGCAACCGCACCUUCAAAGAGCCCGCCGCGCUGCGCAAGCACGUCCGCACCCACCGCGAGGAGGCCGGCCACAUGGCCAUCGGCCCCAGCGAAGAGACCGACCCGGACGCACUGGACGACAUCAACAACCUGCACCCCGCCGCGCCCUCUCCUCAGAUGAGGUUCGGGGAGUGGGGGCCGGAGGAGGAGGACAGCUCGGUUGUAAACUGUGUGUAG
Messenger RNA from Menidia menidia (Atlantic silverside), 1629 nucleotides. Lineage: Eukaryota; Metazoa; Chordata; Actinopteri; Atheriniformes; Atherinopsidae. The record is from the annotation of a GenBank genome assembly.